AUGCCCGCCUACUUCUAUCACCUUAGCUUGCAACUUCUCUCCCAAAAUCUAUCCGAUGCGGCAAGUUCGCAAGGGUCAUCCUCUCUCGCGCUACAAUCCGCACGGGAAGCUCUCAAACCAUUCCAGGAACGAAGCCGGCCUGCAACCUCCAGCCGCCCAUCACCCGAAGGAAACAAUCAAACCCCGCCAAACCCAGACCAGACUUUUGCGCAUCGCUACAAACUCAUCUCCACCCUCUCCACACACGGCGCGCCUACCCCACCUCGAACCACUCCCUCCGCGAACAUUUUUUACGACUCCAAGACGUCCUCUACUAAACACUCAACUAGCACCACCCCACUCGAAGACGAGAAGCGCUUCGGCGCCAUUUUCAUCGAGUGCGUUGAUAUGGUCUCCCCAAAGCACCCACACAAACGCAGCUCAAAGCGCGGCUCCGUACCCUCCAUCGAGCCAGAAAACCUAGUCGCCGCAGGGAUCGGCACCGACAUUCUAGGCGGCCUCCGCACAAAAGGCCGAUAUAUUCCACUCGAUUACGCGCUUGCUGACAGCAUCUGGGGAAUUGUACAUCUGUACCGCGACUCGCAGGAGACGCCCUACCUCGGAAAUGAUGACGAAUACCCCGCCUACCUGAAGGGCUCCUCAGCUGCGGCCCGCCAGCCUGGUGAGCAGCAGGCCAAAUUGAGGCAGGGUCCGGUCGGUACAGCGAGUGCUAAACAAUCUGGGGCGAUGGGUCUAGCGGAAUAUCCUUUUCCUGAAACAAAUUCUUCUUCUGCGCAAAGUCCUGCUGAGGAUUGUACGACUCUAUGCAUUCUCGCAGUGCCAUCUUAUCUGUCGCCGCCGGACUUUUUGGGGUUCAUGGGACAACAAACUAUGGAUGAUGUCAGCCAUUUCCGGAUGAUUAGAACUGCACGUGCGAAUCGGUAUAUGGUUUUGAUGAAGUUCCGGAGUGGGCGGAAGGCGAAAGAAUGGCAGAAGGAAUGGAAUGGGCACGUAUUUAAUAGUAUCGAGCCUGAGACCUGCCAUGUGGUUUUUGUGAAGACGGUUGAAAUCCAAGUCGUGGAUUCUGGAACACCAUCUGCUCUCUCCUCUAACCUCUCGGUCCCUUCUCGACCCCCGGUAUCCUCUACCGGACAAGCGACUCUUACCGGCAAACCCCUUGCACCACCUACUCCUGCACUAAUUGAAUUGCCAACUUGUCCCGUCUGCCUAGAGCGAAUGGACGAAACCACGGGGCUCUUAACAAUAAACUGUCAACACGUCUUCCACUGCACCUGUCUUCAAAAAUGGAAAGGCAGUGGCUGCCCCGUAUGCCGAUACACACAAGAUGACUACCGCAAAAGCAACGCAGCCCUCAAACCAGACGAAGAACCCCAAGAAUGUAGCAUCUGCCACUCAGAAGAAAACCUCUGGGCCUGUCUCAUCUGCGGCAAAGUCGGCUGCGGCCGCUACGACAACGCCCACGCCUUCGCCCACUGGAAAGAAACAGCCCACGCCUUCUCUAUGGAUCUCACAUCUCAGCGCGUAUGGGACUACGUAGGCGACGCCUACGUCCACCGCAUCAUCCAAAACAAAACAGACGGCAAGCUUCUCGAGCUGCCCGCAGCAGACCAUAGCGCUCUCGACCCACCAGACUGGGGCGAUGCCGUGCCUCGUGAGAAACUAGAAAACAUGAGUAUCGAAUACACACACCUCCUCACCAGCCAGCUCGAAAGCCAGCGUGCGUACUUCGAGGAAGUCGUCGAGCGCGCCGUCGAUAAAGCAUCGCAGGCUAGUGCCGCGGCCGCCGUGGCGGAAGUGAACGCUUCCAGCGCCUCGUCGUGCCUGGAAGAAUUACAGACGAAGUAUGAUGGUGUGACGCUUGAGACGCUGCCUUCGCUUGAACACGAUCGUGCACGCGCGGAGAGAAAAGCGGAGAAAUUCGAGGCCCUGGCGCGCUCGUUUGAGAAGGGGUUUCAGGAAGAGAAGGCUAUGAAUCGGAAUAUGUUGUUACGGUUGGAAAGCCUUGCUAAAGAGGUUGAUGGGCUUAAGGUUGCGAAUGCGGAUCUGGCAGAACAGAAUCGCGACUUGACGUUUUUCAUCAGUGGUACGCAGCGGUUGCAAGGACAGGGUGAGGAGGUUGAACAGGGGACUGUCUCUGUACCCGAGCCCCCGGCUGCUUCGAAGAAGAAGAGGAAGGGGAAAGGGAAGAAGUAG
Molecule: messenger RNA, 2193 nt
Organism: Penicillium digitatum Pd1
Lineage: Eukaryota; Fungi; Ascomycota; Eurotiomycetes; Eurotiales; Aspergillaceae
Product: putative RING and UBP finger domain protein
Biological process (GO): protein ubiquitination; Ras protein signal transduction
Cellular component (GO): cytoplasm
Molecular function (GO): zinc ion binding; ubiquitin protein ligase activity
Source: RefSeq, a predicted model, not a curated record